Messenger RNA from Aspergillus mulundensis, 2484 nucleotides. Its product is annotated as putative C2H2 type zinc finger-containing protein. The coding region runs from base 1 to 2484 and encodes 827 amino acids. The record is from RefSeq and is a predicted model, not a curated record. Lineage: Eukaryota; Fungi; Ascomycota; Eurotiomycetes; Eurotiales; Aspergillaceae. Gene Ontology annotation, cellular component: chromatin. Gene Ontology annotation, biological process: DNA-templated transcription; regulation of transcription by RNA polymerase II. The transcript has 6 exons. Gene Ontology annotation, molecular function: RNA polymerase II cis-regulatory region sequence-specific DNA binding; zinc ion binding; DNA-binding transcription factor activity, RNA polymerase II-specific.
AUGUCCGAAGACAUUGUUUUUGGGGCAAACCAAAUCCCUCCAAACAAGCGGCAUAAAGCAGGUCAUGAUGGAGAAGUGAAGCGCCGUAUGUGCACCCACUGCGGCCGAGCAUUCAAGCGCACUGAGCAUCUGCGACGCCAUUUGAGAACUCAUACUAAGGAGAAGCCCUUUGUGUGUCAUUGCGGAUCUUCGUUUUCGAGGCAGGAUUUGUUGGCGCGGCAUCGGAGGCUAGUCCAGCAUGACGAGGCCGCCUCGCUGGCGGAUGGCCCAGCCACUGAGACUGGGUCUACUCGUCACAUUGCUGAGCCUUCGGUUACGAGUAUAGGGCUACCGCCGAGAAAUCAUGGCGGCGCUGCGGAUGAGCCUUUAUCUAGGAGCAGCAUGGUUCCUCAGCCCUAUAUGCGGACCCAACCAUGGACGCACCUCCCCAGCACGGCGAUGGUGGAGAAUCAAAGCCAGCAGCAUGAAAUCGUGGAUGCGAGACAGUACGACCCUGACCUCUUAUCCUCGCCCAUGCUUGAGGGUGGUAUUGAUUUUGAUAUGCAGUUCAGGGGUUUUACCAGCUUCCUUGAUAGUGUUGGUCUGUAUUCUGAAUGGAGUCCAAUUUUUAAUGACUAUGGCAGAAAUGGCGACAUCGUUGAGCCAAGGCCAGAGGAAGGGAGAGACGAAGCAGCGUCCCCUCGACAAGGUACAUCAACAAGAGCUCAGACCCCGUUCAGUUCAUGGUUGCCCUCUGCUCCAAGCAUGAACAAGAUAUCGAACCAUGUCCCAGACACGAACUAUCCUCGUGCCGUUGAUCCUGAGACACGACUCUUCAAAGUAACGGAGGAUCAACGGUCCCAGCUUAAAUCUACUCUGGAGAACCUCUCUCAUCUACUCGACCCUGGCUUCCGCCUUCCCUCAAGACAUGCUCUCACCCGCUAUGUCACCUCCUUCUUUGAAGGCUUUCAUAACCAUAUGCCUUUCAUCCAUGUGCCCACAUGGCGCAUCCAGGAUCACUCGGCUGAGCUGAUCCUCGGCAUUGCUGCCGUUGGCGCACAAUACUGCUUUGAAAGAAAAGUAUCGGAACAGCUGUUUUUCGCAGGGAAAACAGCACUGAUGGAAAGAUUUGGGAGAGAUGCAAAUAUCUAUGGGCCUUCGACCAGGUCCAGAUUAUCAAUAAUCAACUUAGUGGCACCGAGCAAUGAUAACAGCAGCAGUGCCCAAUAUAUGCCGUCGGAUGAGACUGUAAGAGCCUUGAUCACACUGAUGGGGUUUGCCACGUGGGAACCCAAGGCCUCGAUGGUGCAGGAGUCGUUGGCUUUACAGGGACUUCUUACACAUAUUAUUAGGGAUGUCGGGCUUGAAGAUGAUAACUUCUCUUUACCAUCCACGGUAUUGGAUGAGGAACACGAUGGAGCCUCCCUUGAACGGUGCUGGCGAGCAUGGAUCAAACAGGAGUCAAGCCGACGAUCUAGGCUUACGGCCUUCUCUUUCCUUCACACUCAUAGCAUCGCAUACAAUGUCUAUCCCACUCUCCGCAGCAAUGAGGUUAACCUCCGACUGCCUUGUUCGACUAAAGAGUGGAAAGCUGCGAAUGCGGAACGAUGGCAUGCUGCGAGGAGGGAGGCCCAAAAGCCACAGUUAUACUUUAGGGAGGCCCUUUCCUUGCUGUUGAAAAAUAGAAAUGAGUCUGCCCCUUUGGAUCCAAUCCCGACACCAUUCGGAAACUACCUUCUCCUCCAUGGGCUGCUUCAACGAAUUCACAUCGUACGGGAUCUGAGUCUGCCGGUUAUGAGCAACACGGCAGCCUUACCGAGGGAAGAAGUGGAGAAGCUUGAGCGCGGGCUUCGCUCCUGGACUUCUGGUUGGCAACAAGCUCCUGAGUCUACUCUUGACCCCAAUAACGAGAAUGGCCCCAUCCCUUUCACAUCCAGCGCCUUGCUUGCAUCUGCCUACGUUCGUAUUUACUUGCACCUUGGGCCGUAUAGACAGCUGGAGACGCGCGAUCCACAGCGUAUUGCCCGCGCCAUUGCGUGUAGUCCUGAAAUUGAGCGUAGCGAUGGUGUCAUAGCGGCGCUGUUGUAUGCGGCUCAUAUGAUCGGAAUUCCUGUCAGGUUGGGGGUCGAGCGAGUGGCCAGGAGCCAGGCCUUCUUCUGGAGUGUGAGACACUCGCUGGCCAGUUUGGAAUGCGCCGUGCUUUUGAGCAAAUGGCUCGCAAAGCUGGCGAGUACGAUGCUCGCCAGUCCGCCGAGUGAUAGCGAAGACAGGAUAUUGCACUGGGUGCGAUGCAUUGUCAAAGAGGCAUAUACGGUGAUCGAUUUCGACGAUGAACCAGCGGCGUCCGUCAGUUUCCUAGAUCCGGCGUUCCUGUCUUUGGCAGUCUUGGAAAUCUGGGCUCAUUUUUUCAAGAGUAACACGCAAUGGCCGUUCAUCAACAUAAUUGGACAGGGUCUGGAAAAAUAUCGCGAGCUCCUGGUUCAAAAGAGGCAAGCCCCAGCGUAG